AUGGUAAGAUCAACCAUCAGAGUAAGAGUAGAAAAGAAAAUACUGAAAACCCCACAGGUUCAAAUCACUCAGACAAUUCUUACCCUGGCGCUGGCUUUGUCCGCUCAAGCAGCAGCCACACCCGCUGCUGCAACGCUUCAGAAGCGCGAUACCAUUUCCCUCGGUGUCUUCCACGACGGCUCAUGCAGAGGAGCAUUCACAAACAACUUUGAAGUGUCCUCUGGUCGCUGCCAGAACUUCUCAGGCAAUGUCUAUGGUGCAGUUUUCAAGAACCAAGGCGGCAACGUUUGCAAGCUCAAGUUCUGGGCCAACGCUGGGUGCAGCGGCAAGGCGACAGUGGCUACUGUGAACCCUUACGAAGACCAUGUCUGCGUGCCUGUCGCCAACAAAGACGGACAGUUUUAUCUGGUUGAUGGAGCUAGGUCUGUGUACAUCACUUGCUAG
Molecule: messenger RNA, 444 nt
Organism: Colletotrichum truncatum
Lineage: Eukaryota; Fungi; Ascomycota; Sordariomycetes; Glomerellales; Glomerellaceae
Source: RefSeq, a predicted model, not a curated record